CUUGGGAAGCUUCAGUCUUAUGUUCCCAUCCUAAAGAACUUUUAUGGGUUCAUUGAAGCUGGACCACAAAAACUUGAUUUUUCCCCCAGCUCUUAUGUAGCACACAGUACAUGCAGAAGGGCUCUGUUGGAGAUAUUGUAGACAUUUAAGAUGUUUAGGGCACAUCCUCAAAGAUUUGCUAGUUCAGAGUCAGGAUAAACUACCUUCUCCCCAGUUCCAGGGGAGGGAAGAAAUCCUUUUCCUUUUGGAGAAGAAAAGCCUUUUCAGAGCACUGCUGAGGGUGGGGCAGUCGCUGAGAGCUGACUGGAAUCUUAUAGUUCUUUUUGGAUAAUGUCCACGGUAGUCACCUGUUUUGCCCUUAUUUUUUGCCCUCUCCCUUUGUCUUCCCCUUACAUACUCAUCCCUCAUCUCCCCAACUCUUAACUGCCUUGCUCUAUUCUGUCUUGGUUUCACUUGUCCUGGUCUCAGUUGUCCCCUAUCUUGCCCUGUUUUUAAAUGCUAACUGUACCUCUCACCUGCCUACUUCCCAUUUCUUUUCCACCCUCAAUGGUGACUCACUUGUCCUCCUCCCUUCCCUCGGUCUUAACUCUCCUUUGCCUUUUCAUCUGCUCAUCCUCACCUGCGUCUGCUUUUAUCUGCUAGCUUACUUGCGUGACCCUCGCGUCCACCUGCUGCCUCACCCAGUACUUCCUCACCUGCCCCGCUCUCUCGAGGUCUCUCGUCCCGCACGAGAUGCCCAUAGGCUCUCCAGGGGCUGGGGCCUCGUUGGGAGAGGGGAAAGGAACUUUAGUCCAACCAGGAAAAACCUAGGAGUUUCUGAUGCGGAGAGGGAGUUGCCAUCUGAAGAAGGUGCCAAUGAAGAGCCGAGAUAGAAAAGGAGUAGCUGAACCAAUGAGGUCAGGAGACACGAUGGGCGGGUGAUAGGGAAAGCGGGAUCAAUGAGGCGGAUGAACGGCAAAACGAGGGCGGGUCUAAUAACAAGAACGGACCAAUGAGGCUCUGUAAAGACGGUGGGAGGCUGACCCGGCCGUGUCUCCUGUUUUCCCGUCCAACGGAAUUUGGGAAUCCCGAGGCCACUGUUUUAGAUUCAGCUUUUAGCAGCGGACAAGGAAAGCCAGCACCCUGGCCAUCCCGGUUCGCACCCCACCCCAACUCGGAGGCCCGGAAGCGGAAGUGACGGACACGGAAGUUGCCUGCUGUUGCCGAGGGGACGGGCCGGGCAGGUGCCAACAUGGCAGCGGUUGGGGCUGGCGGUUCCACCGCGGCGCCCGGGCCCGGGGCGGUCUCGGCGGGGGUGUUGGAGCCUGGCACUACAAGCGCGGCUCACCGGCGCCUCAAGUACAUAUCCCUAGCUGUGCUGGUAGUCCAGAAUGCCUCCCUCAUCCUCAGCAUCCGCUACGCCCGUACCCUGCCUGGCGACCGCUUCUUUGCCACCACCGCUGUGGUCAUGGCCGAAGUGCUUAAAGGGCUCACCUGCCUGCUGCUGCUCUUCGCACAGAAGAGAGGUAAUGUGAAGCACCUGGUUCUCUUCCUCCACGAGGCUGUCCUGGUACAGUAUGUGGACACGCUCAAGCUCGCAGUGCCCUCUCUCAUCUAUACCUUGCAGAAUAACCUCCAGUAUGUUGCCAUCUCCAACCUGCCAGCUGCCACUUUCCAGGUGACGUACCAGCUGAAGAUCCUGACCACGGCCCUGUUCUCCGUGCUCAUGCUGAACCGCAGCCUUUCCCGGCUGCAGUGGGCCUCCUUGCUGCUCCUCUUCACUGGUGUCGCCAUUGUCCAGGCACAGCAAGCUGGUGGGGGAGGCCCACGGCUACUGGAUCAGAACCCUGGGGUGGGCCUAGCAGCUGUCGUGGCCUCCUGUCUCUCCUCGGGCUUCGCAGGUGUCUACUUUGAGAAGAUCCUCAAAGGCAGUUCAGGCUCCGUGUGGCUGCGCAACCUGCAGCUGGGCCUCUUUGGCACAGCACUGGGCCUGGUGGGGCUCUGGUGGGCUGAGGGCACCGCUGUGGCCCGCCGCGGCUUCUUUUUUGGGUACACGCCUGCCGUCUGGGGCGUGGUGCUCAACCAGGCCUUCGGUGGCCUAUUAGUGGCUGUUGUUGUCAAGUAUGCCGACAACAUCCUCAAGGGCUUUGCCACCUCCCUGUCCAUUGUGCUGUCCACUGUUGCCUCCGUUCGCCUCUUUGGCUUCCACGUGGACCCAUUAUUUGCCCUUGGCGCUGGGCUCGUCAUUGGUGCCGUCUACCUCUACAGCCUUCCCCGAGGUGCAGCCAAAGCCAUAGCUUCCGCUUCUGCCUCCGUCUCCACCUCUGGGCCCUGCAUUCACCAGCAGCCUCCAGGGCAGCCACCACCACCGCAGCUGUCUUCCCACCGUGGGGACCUCAUCACGGAGCCCUUUCUGCCAAAGUUGCUCACCAAGGUGAAGGGUUCGUAGCUGCUGGGAUUGAAGACGUUGGCCUGGCCUCGCUCUCCCUUCUUGCCCUGGCUCAGCUGGGACCAAACACUCUGAUCAGUAUUAGGGGUAGGGUGAGGUAGACACCAAAAUCCCUGUCCCCAUCACCCCUACCCCACACAGGGCUGACAUAACUAAACUCUCUCUAGUAACGACCCACCUCAGCCCUCAGCCCCUGCCACCCCCACACUAUUUCUUAGGUGAGUUUUUGCAAAUAAAAUGUGUUUUG
This is a messenger RNA of Lemur catta (Ring-tailed lemur), 2675 nucleotides long. RefSeq names its product solute carrier family 35 member A2 (gene SLC35A2). The record is from RefSeq and is a predicted model, not a curated record. The transcript has 5 exons. Gene Ontology annotation, biological process: pyrimidine nucleotide-sugar transmembrane transport. Lineage: Eukaryota; Metazoa; Chordata; Mammalia; Primates; Lemuridae. Gene Ontology annotation, molecular function: UDP-galactose transmembrane transporter activity. Gene Ontology annotation, cellular component: Golgi membrane. The coding region runs from base 1232 to 2428 and encodes 398 amino acids.